UCUACCUCAAACGUGGUCAGAAAAAACCCCUAAAACCCUGAUGACGCUUUAUUGUGAAAGUCGUGAAUUCCAACGAAGUAGCGCUCGCAGUACAUUUCAGCUGGAUGCGCAGAGGUCGGUGGGCACAUGUAACACCCCACGACCUAAACCCAACGGUUUUUGCCGUUUGCAGGCGUUGUACUUGAACGAAAUCCUCCGAGAAAAUUGAUCAGAUCGACAUCAGAUGUGGGAUACAAGGAUCGACUGUAUAUAAACAAGCCCAGAGCUGAAGUGCUGCGGAGCCGCUUACUGCCAGUAUUGUCCGACCAACGACUACAGCCGGGCAAAAAUCUCCAUUGAUCGGAUCUGUGUUUAACGCUGCAACAAUGGACAACGUCGCUGUUUCAAGGCGAAACCACACCAAUAGGAAAGGAAACAAGGAGAAUGCUCAGCCCGCACAUGGAAGCAAGUCCUUUAUCAAGAGAGAGAAAACGUCGGUUGCGCCAUUCCGUCUGAAAAGCAACGAAAAAGAGGAGACGGUGGCAAAAAAUGGUCCUCUUAAAGCCAGGGCCAGACAGGUGGACGCAAGGUCAGCGUCUGGCGAGGCUCUAAAAAUGGCCAAGACCUUGGGGAGAGACGGGGAAGGCGCUGCUGCUUCUGAUGUCCCGCAGCGACAAACGUAUAGCCAGGCCUUCCUCACAGAGCAGGCCGUGAGGCACAAAAAAAUAGUCACAGAAGCUCCAAAGCCACCGGCUCCUGCGCUGUCAUCCAGACCUGCCCCCGGCAUGUUCAAAGGCAGGAUUGUCCAGUCAAAAAUUGGAUCCAUUUGGAAGUCAAGUGCCAGCUUGGACAGGGCAGAUCCCAAACCAUCAGCACCCAAAACGGAGAGCCAAAGGGUUGGAAAUCUGACAAAAAGCAGGUCCAAAUCUGUUGCUGACCUGCCUAGGAAUGGCGCGCACAAACCUGCGCCGACAAGGUCCAAGUCAGUGUUCGAUAGACCUGCUCAGGUGUCCAAGGCUGCGGUCACCAGCCGCCCUCCUGCUGGAUUCUACUCUGCUCGCCCUCCUGCCAGAACCCUCCCAGCAACACUAACCAGUGCUAGCUCCAGAAACACUACCGUGGCUCCCACCAAGGGAGGCGGGACUCAGAACUCAAAGCCAAAGAUUCCAGUUACAGACAGGAAGGUCAACAAGCCUCCUGUCUCAAGCACCAUCAGCCAGUACAGAUUUAACCAGGAGACUGCUGACGAGAGAAGAGCAAAACUGGCUGAGUGGCUGGCUUCCAAAGGCAAGACUUUCAAGAGACCAGCCAUGACAACGGCACCACCCCCAAAAACCAAAGUCUCCAAACCUGAAGCUGAUCUCAAAUCCCGGUCUCAUGUUGAGGCUCAGCCUGCUGCACAGUGCAAACCUGAACCCGAACCCAAACCUCAACCCAGUCUGGAAGCACAUAAGCCAGAGGCUACGGCUGCUCCCUGUGCCGAUACACAGGGAGCAGAGUUAUCAUUCAACCAAACUCCAGUGAUCAUGAACACCACCUUGGAGCUGCUCGAAAACUCCGAUGUGGAUCUGCCUGUUGACCCACAGGACAGAGUGGAUGAUAUUGUUGUGAACCUGUGUGAUGUUUUGGAGGCCAUGGCAACACCCUCUAGAUGCAGUGAUGGACUCUCACAAGCGUCAGAUGAGUAUAAUCACGUUGAAAUGGACGAUGGCAAAGCAAAGGAUGAAUGUAAACAAGAGGAGAUGAAUGAAGUUCCGCAGGAUUCGAGCAAGCAGCCUGAGGGUGAGCAAGUGAAGAAGGCAGAAGAAAGUGAUGAACACAAAGUGGAGAUGGACGACGAUGUGGAAGAAGAAAGUGACGACGAUGUUGAUGAUGGUGUGAUGGAGACCACGCCACAGAUGGAGGAUGCUUCAGUAGUAAAAUACAGUGUGAAGACAACUCCAUACCUGCAAAGUGUCAAGAAGACAAUUGAAGGUGAGGCCAGGGCAAGUACAUCCAGGAGCAAGAGCAACAUCAAAGAUUUGAAGUUUCUGACACCAGUGCGCCGUUCCUGCCGCAUCCAGCGCAAAUCCUCCCACCUGCCGACAAUGCUGGUCGACCAUGAUCCCUGUGUGUCGUCACUGGCUGAGCUGGUGAAGCUGGAUGACGAUCCCAACGCCUAUAUUUACAGAAAAAACCCUGCACUUCUGGAAGAUCUGCCAGACCAGCCCAGACUGUGAGGAGCUGUGUUGCUUUGAAAAAAAAAACAAACCCUUCAGAAAUAUGGAACUGGGGGUAAUGGACACUUUAUACUGAUUUUUAGAAUGGCUUUACUAUUCUGCAUCUGUUCAAAGAAGUUUAAUAUUUUAUUAUAUUGUGGGGAGAAUAUACAAUUCCUGUCAAGUUAUUUUCUGUUUUGAAUGUAUUAGACUUUCCCUUAACACUGUUCAUUUUAAUGUAAAGUUGACAUGUAUUGCCAAAUGCACUACAAUAAAAGAGUAAUUACCUUAUCUUA
This is a messenger RNA of Xiphias gladius (swordfish), 2473 nucleotides long. Its product is annotated as cytoskeleton-associated protein 2. Gene Ontology annotation, cellular component: microtubule cytoskeleton. Lineage: Eukaryota; Metazoa; Chordata; Actinopteri; Istiophoriformes; Xiphiidae. Gene Ontology annotation, biological process: negative regulation of microtubule depolymerization. Bases 366 to 2198 code for a protein of 610 amino acids. The transcript has 8 exons. The record is from RefSeq and is a predicted model, not a curated record.